Candidula unifasciata is the source of this 3859-nucleotide messenger RNA. The record is from the annotation of a GenBank genome assembly. Lineage: Eukaryota; Metazoa; Mollusca; Gastropoda; Stylommatophora; Geomitridae.
GCCUGAAGAUAAGAAAUCUUUGAAUUUCAAGCUGCUGCCUAAGAAACCAGCGCGUGUAAUGUAUGAGUCUUUAACAAGGCUGUAUGAGAAAUCUAGCCAGUCCAAUGCAUUGAGAAGUGAUGACGUUGACGAGUUUUCUGCAGCGUUGACACAUAGUGAUCAGGACUUCAAACGGAAGAAACAAAUUACUCAGUUAGAGCUUGCCAUCCAAGAAGUAUUCCUGAGAUUCACAGCCAGCAUGCUCAAGGAUUACAAGAGCUUCCUCAACCCCAUCAUGAAAGCUCCUAACAAACGAGCCACAGAUGCCUCCUCAUUGUUCGACAUGCAAGGCUUCCUGAAGAGUCGGGACAAAGCCAACACCAAAUUCUUCCAGCAGCUAAUGCACACUCAGAUGUUUUUUAGAUUUAUCGAAGUCAGGUCAUUUAUGUCAGACAAAGAUGCUGGUCUCACUUUUUUUGAUGAAUGCACAGAAAAGGUUGAUGAAAUGAAAGAUGAGCCACGGUUGCUAGAAAUUGAUAAUUCUCAAGCAAGUGAAAGGACCGUUUUCAUCAUGCCCCCUGAGCCUGUUGGUUUACCUGAGGGUGUCAAAUACAGCUAUAACGGAUUUCCAGAGUUGAAGUCAGAACUAUUUCUGUCAAAGAAGAAAAGUUUCAUUGCUCUGCCAUCUAAGCAGCAGUGUCCCAGCAGCCCACUGGCUCGGCGAACCAAACAGGAGGUCAAAUCUGCACAGAAGAUAGCAAUGCAACAAGUGGGAAAUCCAAAAGCAUGGGCAAAGUGCCUGCUUAGUUACUGCUACAGCCUGUGGUUUGUGGUAUUCCCUGCCUUUGUACAAUCACACCCCAAGAAAACUGAAGCUCUGAAGAUUGGCUUAGCAGUUCUGUACAAAAUGCAAGCAGCAAAGCUCAUGACUAUUGAUGAGCUGUGUUACCGUGUCCUGAUGCAGCUGGCUGGUCAGUAUAACAAGCCAGGCAUGGCUGUUCAAGUAUUCUCUCAGAUGAAGAAACAUGGAAUCCACCCCAAUGCCAUCACAUAUGGUUACUACAACAGGGUUAUGUUGGAAGCAAAGUGGCCAUCUCCAAAGUCGAAAGGUCACUUGAGAUGGUUGAAGAUUCGUAAUGUUAUCAUUGGGAUUGCUCACUUCAGACGUGCAAUCAGACGCAGGAGCAUGUCCAUCUACUCCAACUCUGGAAGUGAAUUUGACCGGAUCAGCCACGCUAGUGUUGAUAGUUACCUCACUGAAGCUCAGAUCGGAGCAACAAAGACUGAAGCUGCAGAUGUCAGUCCCAUAUUGUUGCCUAAAGAUAGCAUCACUCCAGUGGAAGAUGGUCUGAGCAAGAAUAGCAGUAGCCUGGAGGAGCGAAUGAGUACAGGUGGUGUGUCAGAUAGGGGCUACAACUCUAUGACAAAAGAAGACGUGAAACGUUUGUCUCAGAGUGCUGUGUCGGCCGAUGAGAAUGGUAGUGCCUCUUCAUCGGCUGCUAGUGAAAACUCUGACAGACCUGGCAAGUCAAAACCAGACUCCUGGAAUCCUAUGAACUUUAGUUUUUUGUAUAGUGGCAGCAACAGCAACAAAUCAUCAGCAAAGUUGAAAAAAGGGAGCAUUGUGAAACGAUCUUUCAGUACUCCUGCCAGUAACAAAGAUGAUUUUGAGAUGCUCAGAGGUUCCUUGUGUAAUAACCAAUGCCUGCGGACUGGUAUUCUAAGUGAAGCCAGCCUGAAGAGGAACUCCUUCAUCUUCCCUGAUUCAGACUUGCAACUGCAAGUGGAGGAAGCCAAACGGCGCAGGCAUCGUAGUGCUAGUGCUGGGGAGGACCAGACCAAACCUGCUCGUUCCAUGAGCUUGUUUGCCAGCUGGAGGUCACCAAAAUCUACAGCAGCUGCUGAUGUCGUUAGUGAUGCAGAUGACAAAUCAAAGCUGACAUUUCGAUACUCAGAUUUGAUAAAAAAUGAAGAACUAGACAUUUUGAAUUUAAGCGAGUCAAAUGUUGUGAAAGGUACAGAAGGUGUUUCAGGGGAUGGCACCAGCUCAGAUUUGUGUACCACUAGAUCUGUUGUGCAAUCUAUUGUUGAGAAUGAACCAGAUGUAAGCAGGCCUGUUUCUGGCCAAUCCUCUGAUACAGUCAGAUUAGAGAGCCUACAUCACCUAUCAGCGAUGUCUUCAGAACCCUGCCUUUCUAGUCAUGUUCAGACCAAUGCAGCUAGUGAUAACCGGCCAGGGGUCACAUUAGAGCCUGAUUCUCUAUCAGGAAGUUUUAACACAGACUCAAAGAACACUUGUGACUCUUUAUCCAUUGUCAUAGUAGCAAAAUCUGGCACCUCUAGUCAUGGAACAUUGUUACAAGACUCAUCUGGGCAGGCAGCACAUGCCAUUCUGGACAGUAAAGGUCACAGUUGCAAUAAUUCAUCUUCCGAUAGAGUAGAAAACCUGGAAACAAAACAAAGUAAUGACAUUGUUUAUCGUGAAAGAAUUGGAGAUAACUCUGUCACCAUUUUAGACAGGUCUGACAUCCGACGCUCAGUUUCUAUCUCCGAGGACAAGCUCAGUGAUCAGCACUUCAGUGAAAACACUGUCAAACCAUCCAUUGGUGGGUCAAGCCACACUUUAAGUUCUCCUGGUGGUGACUUGCCAGUGGAGAUCCGAAAUCCAUCCAAACAAAUUGCAGAGGAUGCCCAGUCUGUGAGCUCUCUCACAGAUAAUAAAAAAGAUAGGCCUGCUGACUUUAUGCUAAAAAGGACGCAGAGUCUUAAAAGAACAAAUGAAGCAAUAGGGAGCUACUUAAAAUGGGCAUCUCGGGCUGCAUUUACAAAAUUGAACGAGUUGAAAGAGACUAUAACAACACCAUUAAGGAAUGGAUCUCUGGGGUCUCUGGGUUCCCUAAGUUCUCUGACCCAUUCUGUUGAGGAACUAGAUGUUAAUGAUGGCAGCAGUACAAGUGGAACCAUCCGUGAACGUUUGCCACAUAGAGGUAGCCAGGACCUGCUGAGUCACAGUGAGGAAAGUGAAACGGAGGAAACAAAGAAACGAUUGUCCAGCUUGUCUUUUGAGAGUGUGCCUUCUCCAUCUUACUUGGAUGACUACAGUUGCUUAAGGGAAGGUCCCAGUAAUGGAGUAGGCCCAUUGACAGAUAAGACGGUGGCUUUGGAGGUUGAGAUCAGCUCAUGCUCGCGUUGUACAGGGUGUAAUCAUCUGAUAUAUGACGAGGAGAUCAUGGCUGGCUGGUCGGCGGAGGAUUCUAAUCUUAACACCAGUUGCCCUUAUUGUCAAGCCAAGUUUGUUCCACAUCUGCAAAUUUACAUCAAGGACUGGAGAGGAGAAGCAAACCCAGUUGUGUUCAGCACCGAACAUGGCUGUACAAUGACUGAAAAGUUGCUUGCCAGAGGCAGUCAACAGCUGGCAUUGCAUAAAGAUAUUCAGAUUACAGCAGAAGCAAAUGAGAGAACACAAAGCCCAUUAGAGAAAGGGGACUUGCCGUUAACCUUAGAGGAAGCUUCUAAAAUGUCGCUGAGGCGAUGUACAAGCGAGUGUUUGACAAUGGCCACUGAUGAUCUGCUGCCGACGAGGGCUUACAUGGAUGGUCAUGCUCAAAGUUCCCGGCGUUCACCGCUGACUCUGUCCAUAGAGGGAGAAAAGGAUUCACCUAAUCCACUUGUGCUGGCAGAUUCAUAUAGUGUGAAAAAGGAGUUCAUGAUAAGGUCAUCGUCAUCAUCUGAACCAAUCGUGGUCCCUUAUCUAAGUCCGUUGGUGUUACGAAAGGAGGUGGAGUAUGUUAUCGACCACGAGGGAAACAGCUCCUUGGCCUCUGAUACCUUCGUGGAGGAACACCCCAUCAUAUACUGGAACUUGGUUCGAAUGAAUUAA